Molecule: messenger RNA, 2895 nt
Organism: Helicoverpa zea (corn earworm)
Lineage: Eukaryota; Metazoa; Arthropoda; Insecta; Lepidoptera; Noctuidae
Gene: eIF4B
Product: eukaryotic translation initiation factor 4B
Exons: 14
Coding region: 129-1967 (612 amino acids)
Molecular function (GO): RNA binding
Source: RefSeq, a predicted model, not a curated record
AUAAAAUAACCUAUUAUUUUUCCCCUUGUAAUAAAAUCACAAUUUCCCCAGAUUUUUCUAGUGGUCAUACAAGGGUUGUAAAAACUUCUUAACGUCAUCAUUGGCAACACUGACCCCAGCCUUGUAAUAUGGCCGCUACAGGCAAGAAAUCAAAGAAGGCAAAAUGGAUUCCAGCCAGCAUCACAGACAUUAUUGCAGAACCAACGACGAUUCCAGCAACAAACUGGGCGGACUCUGUAGAUGAGGAACCUGAAAAUUCGUAUGGCGGGGGCGGAUACUCAUCGCGCCAACGUGCGCCGUUGGUGCUGCCGUCAGCGUCGCGGGCGGCGCGCGGCGGCCUGGCAGUGGACGACGAAUCUAUACCUCGUCGCCCGCCCUUCACUGCACACAUCUCCAACCUGCCUUACGAUGUCGACGAAAGCGCUAUCACUGAACUCUUUACUGGACUUAAGAUUACCAACCUGAGACUCCCGCGCGAAGGCGACCGUCUCAAAGGCUAUGGCUGUGUGGACUUUGAAGACAGGGAGGGUCUCAUUAAUGCUAUGAACAUUCCUGACCUGACAAUAAGCGGGAGGCGAAUAAGGAUAGAAGUGUCUACCCAGGACAACGACCGUCGGAUGGGAAGGGGAGGCAGGUCCGACCGGGACAGGGAAUAUGACCCGGAGCGCACGAUGGGCGACUGGCGCUCGGGCCCGCGCGCGAUGCCGGAGCCGGCGGGCCGCCCGCGGCCCGUGGAGCGCGGGCCCAUGGACCGCAGCAACAUGGACCGCGGGAACAUGGACAGAGACCGCGACAGGGACCGGGAAAGGGACUCGAGUGCUGACAAUCGUCCGGGUGGUUGGCGCGACGGCGACCGGCCGGCGCCGCCCGAGCCCGCGAGAACGCCGUACGGUGGACGCGACUCUUUCGGUCGUGAUCGCUAUGGAGAAGGUAGAGAACGUGGUGGUGGUUUCGGAGCUCGUGAAGAGCGUCCGGAACGCAGCGGCUAUGGAGGCCGCGACGGAUUCAGAACUGCAGAACGUGAUGGUGGUGGAUUUGGAAAUCGGGAAGGCAGAGGAUUUGGUGGCAGAAACUUUGGUGACCGCGACCGUGAACGUGACCCACCUCCACGAGAAGACAACAAACCCCGUGAGCGUCCGAAGCUGAACCUACUCCCGCGCACGGUGCCGCGCGAGGCGGAGGUGCCCACCAAGCCCGCCGACGGCGCCGCGCAAGACGACAAGCUGCCCGAGAAGGCGGCCCCCAAGCCUGUCUCCGCAGAGAAAGUCUUCGGAGCUGCUAAACCCGUGGACACGGCUGCUAAGGAACGUGAAAUAGAAGAACGUCUUCGCAAACAAGAGGAAGAAGCCAGACGCGGUGGUGAAGAGAAGGAGCGUUGGGGAAGAAGGAACGAUCAUUCCGGCGAAAGACGUGGUGCUCCUAAACGAGAUGACCGCCCAAGAGAUUCCCGCAGCUACAACAGAGACCGACGCGACUAUUCCAAGGACGACAAAGACAGACGCGACUACAAAGACGACCGGGACAGGCGCGACUACAGAGACGACCGCGACAAGCGCGAGCCUGAGAGAGACCGCCGCGACUACAAGGACGACCGCGACCGCCGCGACUACAAAGACGAUCGCGUCGAGAGACGAGAGUCCUCCGGCGACAGGCGACGAGAAUACUCCGGCGACAGACGUCCGCGCCGCGACUACUCCGGCGACAGGAGACGCGACCACUCCGGCGACCGGCGGCGCGACUACUCCGGCGAGCGACGCGACUCGCGCGACUACCGCGACUCCUCCGAGCCCGCCGACACGCCGCGCGACGAGCGCAACGGCCGCCCCCGCCCCAGCCGCUCGCGGGACCGACACGACGACAUCGAUGACAAAACCCUGCCCAAAAUGAAAGAACAGGAAAAACCGAAUUUUGUUGCAUCAAAUAAAUUCAGCUUCUUAGAGGACGCCGACGACGGCGCAUCCGAUUAGCACGAACCUAAAGUUUGUGUGCGCGCUACAUAUUAGUGUCCAUUUUACAGUUGACUCGAGUGUAAAGUGUAAAUUUACGAGUAUCAAAGUGUCUAACGUGUAGAACGGACUCGAUAAAGCACUAAGACAAUCUAAAAUUGUGCUAUGUAAUAGAACUUGAUUGAUAGUCACUAGUGCGGUGUGGAUAUACGUGUAUAUUAAUAGGGUUGCUAUAUGCUCACACUGCUUCGAUGCCAGCCCCAGUCUUUGUUGUCGCUUCUAUUAUAGCGCACUCAUUUACUUGAACUCUCGGGCAGGAUGUACCCCGUAUGCUUAUGACAAGUGAGACGCCGCAGUAAAGACUGGGGCGUGUAUUUGUGACCAUGUUGUACUGAUUUGUGUAAAUUUUUCUAUGGGUUUGUUACAAUUAUAAUGUUAUUGUGAAUGGUUGGUAAUACAGCCAAGUUUUGAGAACUGCAAAUAUUCCAUUAAAUUCUGAGAUGAACAGGUUUAGAUCCAGGUGCUGCACUUUCAUGUCUUUUUUGUGAAUAAUGAAUAUUUCAUAAUUUUAUAUUAUUGCAAUGUCACCAUAGGGAAUCUAAUUUCUAUUUUUUAGAAUAUGUCUUUAUGUUAAAUAUUUAGUCGAUUUAGGUUAUUAGAACGUUAAUUGUAUUAUUUAUCUUUACACUCAAAAUUUGUUAAAAUAAUCAAGUGGUAAGAUUUAAGCUGCAAUAUUCCUAUUUUGCAAGUAUGCAUACAGAUGUGCCUGCCUUGAUCGUGAUGAAAUAUAGAUGUUAACUAAAGGUACCUAAUUAAUCUGAUUAGGGCUUGGUCACAAUAUAAUUAAUGUCAAAACGUUACAGACGUUUCAUUUGUAAUAUGGAAGAAUUUUUGUUUGGUACACUAUGUAAUUGUGAAUUAUAAAUAAAUAAUUACCCUUUUUACAGUA